Molecule: messenger RNA, 2174 nt
Organism: Physeter macrocephalus (sperm whale)
Lineage: Eukaryota; Metazoa; Chordata; Mammalia; Artiodactyla; Physeteridae
Gene: CATSPER4
Product: cation channel sperm associated 4
Exons: 12
Coding region: 384-1739 (451 amino acids)
Biological process (GO): sodium ion transport; flagellated sperm motility; transmembrane transport
Cellular component (GO): acrosomal vesicle; CatSper complex; sperm principal piece
Molecular function (GO): calcium-activated cation channel activity; voltage-gated calcium channel activity
Source: RefSeq, a predicted model, not a curated record
CAGGGUGCUGGGGACUUCUACCCAUGCCCAUCAGAGACCGGAGUGCUCUCCUGCCCCAUCUCCAGGGGCAAAAGUCCAGUCUCACUCCAGCUCCUAGACGCAGAGCAGGGACCCGCCCCUGUGUCUCCGUCCAGGCUGCACAGGAGACCUGACCUGCUCUCAUCAGCCUCUGACCUCUGACCCCACCCAGCGCCUUGGUGUCCGUGGCCUCCUCUGUGGCAUGCUGAGGGGAGUCAGUGGGAAGAGCUGCUCUUGGUGUGAGAAUUCCUUGGUGGAAUGCGGACAGGUGGAGGUCACAGAGGCCUCUAUGAUAUCACCACGAAGGGGGGCAGGACAGCUUGGAAUGAAGUUUCUUUGAGGAGUGGGAGGGACACUGAGCAACUAUGGCGGAUAACCAGAGGACCUGGUGGCAGCACUGGACCGACACCACCUAUAUCAUGCCUUUGAACCGCGUGAGGGCCGCUCACGAGUCCUACCUCCGGCCAGAGGAGCAAGUGCUCAUCAACCGCCGAGAUAUCACUAGCAGCAGUAAGGAUGCCUGGGACAGGCAGGAGUUCAUCACUCGCAUGUAUGUCAAGGAGCUGCUCCGACACCCGGCCUUCCAGCUGCUGCUGGCCGUGCUGCUGGUGGUCAACGCCAUCACCAUCGCUCUCCGCACCAACUCCGUUCUUGGCCAGAAACACUAUGAGUUGUUCUCUACCAUAGAUGACAUUGUGCUGACUAUCCUUAUCUGUGAACUUCUCCUCGGCUGGUUAAAUGGCUUCUGGAUUUUCUGGAAGGACGGCUGGAACAUCCUCAACUUCCUUAUCAUCUUUAUCUUGCUCCUGGGGUUCUUCGUUAAUGAACUCAGUGCCAUCUCUAUCACCUACACCCUCAGGGCACUUCGUCUGGUGCACGUGUGCAUGGCAGUGGAGCCCCUGGCCCGGAUCAUCCGUGUCAUCCUGCAGUCAGUGCCCGACAUGGCCAACAUCAUGGCCCUCAUCCUCUUCUUCAUGCUGGUGUUCUCAGUAUUUGGGGUCACUCUCUUUGGUGCGUUCGUGCCCGUGCAUUUCCGGAACAUGCAGGUUGCCCUGUAUACCCUCUUCAUCUGCAUCACCCAGGAUGGCUGGGUGGACAUCUACGGUGACUUUCAGAUGGAGACAAGGGAGUACGCAGUGGAGAUUGGGGGCGCCAUCUACUUUGCCAUCUUCAUCACCUUCGGUGCCUUCAUUGGCAUCAACCUGUUGGUCGUCGUGGUGACCACCAAUCUGGAGCAAACGAUAAAGGCAGGCGAACAGGGGCAACAGCAUCAAAUAGCCUUCAGUGAGACAGGCAACGAGGAGGGAAAUGGGAAUUACGAGCUGCCGCUGGUGCACUGUGUGGUCGCCCGUUUGGAGACAUCUGGGGUCCCCCAGGAGCCAUUUAUGGGGGGCCUCCCGACGAACCUCUCAGAAAACACAUUCGACAACUUUUGCUUGGUGCUCGAGGCAAUACAGGAGAACCUGAUGCAGUACAAGGAGAUCCGAGAUGAGCUCAACACGAUAGUGGACGAAGUACGCUCCAUCCGCUUCAACCAGGAGCAGGAGGAGGAGCUGAUGCACAGGCACUUGUCGUGGAGCCUGUCGAGGGCGAGCGGGUCCUCCAUAGCCACCCGUGAGAUAACUUGCCAGCAAGACUUGAUCACUGCGCUCGUCAACAGGGAAAAGGUUCAGGAAUCCAACACAAAUGUACUCCUUAACGUACACAAGUCCAGCCGCUGAGAGGGCAGGACGGGAGCCAACGGGCAUGAGCACACAGCCAGCCAGCAUCUUCUGCAUCACUAGCAUGACUUGGCACAUCCUGCCCUGAACCCAUCCUCUCCCUUACACCCGGGCAGAUGCCUGGGGAUGGAAGGGGGCAGCAUCUCUAGGGCUUGUGCCUGUGAGCCCCAGGUCCAGAGGAGCCGGGAUGGAGAAGGAUGCUGGAUGAGAGUGGGAGCCCUACCACAAGGAUGAGCACAGAAAGGGGUGCUGGCCAAGGCAGCCAGGAUUUGCCCUAAGGAUGGGCAUCCCUGGUAUCCUGCUAGACCAGAGCUAGAUGGAGUCUAAGUGGGCCCAAGCACCAAGAGAAGAAAGGUGAGGCCAGUGGGGCCAGGUAUCUGUAUCAACAGUAAACUUUUGUGUUGGGACCAAUGUGUCUGACUGGUGGAUCUCCAA